Messenger RNA from Penicilliopsis zonata CBS 506.65, 1419 nucleotides. RefSeq lists its product as hypothetical. The transcript is spliced from 4 exons. Gene Ontology annotation, biological process: transmembrane transport. NCBI's taxonomy places the organism in Eukaryota, Fungi, Ascomycota, Eurotiomycetes, Eurotiales, Aspergillaceae. Gene Ontology annotation, cellular component: membrane. Bases 1 to 1419 code for a protein of 472 amino acids. Gene Ontology annotation, molecular function: transmembrane transporter activity. The record is from RefSeq and is a predicted model, not a curated record.
AUGGAAACUGCCAGCAGCCUUGUCGAUGAGAGGACGGGCUCCCUCAUUGAGAUUGACCCUGUCAAGGAGGCAGCCGCCCGCAGGAAAUUCGAUCUCUACGUGCUGCCUGUCUCGGUCAUCUUCCUGGUCUUGUCCAGUAUUGAUCGGAACAAUCUGGGGAAUGCGCGGGUGUUUGGCUUCGAUGAAGACAUCGGCCUCAAGGACGGUCAGUUUGGAAACAUCAACACGCUGUCCAGCGUCUGCACCAUCCUCUUCGAGCUGCCCUGGGUGCUGGCCGUCCAGCGCUUCGGGGCCAACAAGGCCAUCGGCACCUCGUUUGCCCUCUGGAGCGCCAGCACGUUAGGCACGGCCUUUAUCAAAAACUACCCCCAGGCCAUUGUGUGCCGCAUGAUCCUCAACGCCGCCGAAGCCGGUCUUGCCCAGGGCUUCGCCUAUCUGUUUUCCACCAUCUACCCCCGGGAGCUGGCGGGCAAGCGCAUCAUGACAACCAACCUCGCCCAGUGCAUCUCGGGCGCCUUUGGCGGCCUGUUUGCCUACGCCGUGCAGGAAAUGGGCGCCCGAGAUGGCCUCGAGGCCUGGCGGUGGCUGUUCAUCAUCGAGUUCCUGAUCACGGUGUUUGUCGGCGGCCUCGGCUGGAUCUUCCUCCCCAAGUCGGCCGAGUCGGCCUGGUUUCUCAAUGCAGAAGAGAAGGAGACAAUGCGACUGAAGAAGCUGCGGGACACGGCCCUCAGAGGAGACGACAAGCUGGAUCGCAAAUGGAUCCGGAUUGCCUUGACGGACCCCUUUGUCUGGCUCCUCGGCACGGCCUUUUUUACCUCCUCGGUUGCCAUCAACGGAUUUGGCGUCUUCUGCCCGACCAUCAUCGAGGGCCUGGGAUAUGCGUCCCUCCAAGUGAAUUACAUGACCAUCCCCAUCUAUGUCGUCGGUGCCGUCUCGCUCGUCAUCCAGGUCUACUUCUCCGACAGGCUCAAGCAGCGCGCGGCUUUCAUUGUUGGAUGCUGUGUUCCAGUGGCAGUCGGCUAUCUCAUCUGCGUUGGAAGUGCCAAUGCCCAUGCUGGCUAUGCGGGCAUGUUUGUCCUUGUCUUGGGACUCUAUCCAAUCUCCACCUUGGCAGUAACCUGGAUAUCAACCAAUCUGUCGCCAGACAGCAAGCGUGCAAUCGGUAUGCCCCUGGCCUAUUCGAUCGGAAACAUCUCUGCAGUGGUUUCAUCACAGCUAUACCCGACCCAGCAAGGGCCACGUUAUAUACAGGGAAAUGCCAUCUCAGCCGGUCUGACGGUUGUUGCCGGCUUCCUUUACGCUUCCUGCUGGCUGAUGCUCAAACGCAGAAACGCUCGCAAGACAAAUCUCAUUGCUCAAGGAGCCACGACUAAUGGGUUGGAAGGAGACAUGAGUCUCGAUACCAUGUAUAUUCUUUGA